Messenger RNA from Plasmodium vivax (malaria parasite P. vivax), 758 nucleotides. Its product is annotated as RNA polymerase II mediator complex protein MED7, putative. The transcript has a single exon. NCBI's taxonomy places the organism in Eukaryota, Apicomplexa, Aconoidasida, Haemosporida, Plasmodiidae. The record is from RefSeq and is a predicted model, not a curated record. Gene Ontology annotation, cellular component: core mediator complex; mediator complex. Gene Ontology annotation, biological process: regulation of transcription by RNA polymerase II. Gene Ontology annotation, molecular function: transcription coregulator activity. Bases 60 to 758 code for a protein of 232 amino acids.
CCCCUUUGCUGCUUCGCCUCGAGCCUCUCCAUUGCCUUUCCCUUGACGCAUCUCAACCCAUGGCGGAUAAGUACGUGUCAGGCUACCCCCCGCCACCGUACUACUUCCAGGAGUAUGUAGAUGCGGGUGAGGAGGAGGGCCACGUGGAGGCUCGCCAUCUGCUAAGCGGCAUGAAACCGCCGUACAGCAUUUACGACGUUACAGAGAACGCCCACGUGCAGCCCCCAAUCGAUGGAAGCGAAAAGUACAGCGGAAAAACAUGCCAACUGAUGCUGGGGAGACCCCCACCAGUGCCACUCAAAAGUAACUACAACGUGUUUGGGAUUAACCACCAAGUGGAGAGGAGAGUGGAAGACUUAGAUAGUGAUGAGUUACUCUAUGAUGUGAAAAAAAAUUUGAAAAAUGAAUUCAUUAAACUUUUUAAAAAAUAUAAAGAAUCCUUUUUCGACCUCUUCGAUGACAUUGUAAAUAACAGACGGGAUGAUAAGACCAAAAUAAAAAUGCUCAUCAAGGUGCACGUAAAUCUCUUUCACAUCUUAGCCAAGCUGAGAUACCACCAGGGUGUUAAUAACGUCAUUAACAUUUUGAAGGUGCAACUGAAGAGACGGCAGAUAGCCAUCGACAAGAUGAAGUUAAGUCUGCUUCGCAUUUACUGCUAUAUAAAUUUUGUUCAGGAGAACUUCUCCUCCGCUCGCGCGAUUGAGGAAGAUGACGAGGGGGGGAGUCCCAAACGGAGGAGGAAGCUGACUGUGCAGUAG